Molecule: messenger RNA, 1390 nt
Organism: Dreissena polymorpha
Lineage: Eukaryota; Metazoa; Mollusca; Bivalvia; Myida; Dreissenidae
Product: fibrinogen-like protein A
Exons: 1
Coding region: 89-1390 (433 amino acids)
Source: RefSeq, a predicted model, not a curated record
UAUUGAAGCCGUGCGUUUCUUGUGUUUUUAAAUACAGAGCUCCGUCUCACUAUUGUGCAUUACACGUGUGGUAUUAAGAAAUAUAGUAAUGUAUUUUAAAUACAAAAUGAUCUUGUACAUUGUAAAUUUAGUUUUACUUCCAACUGUUUUUUCACAAAUGUCAAGUGAAACAUCAUUAACUAGAAUAAUGAGAAGAUUGGAUAGAAUUGAAAAAAAGGAAGAAGACUUGGGAGCUGCAUUGCGGGAUUUACGAAAGGAUCUGAAAGAAGAAAUAGACUUAAUACUAGAGGACAUAUCUGCGCUUUCUACCAGGAUUACGGGAUCUUCAGGACAGGUGGUAAAACAUGACGAAGAACAAGUUUCUAAAACACACCAGGCGUCGUGUGAUUGUGGAGAUAUUGUGAGUCAAUAUGAAAAUUUAAUGCUGGCCUUUAAGAGAGAAAAAUCCGAAAAUACAAUGCAACGAAAGGAAUUUCGCGAAAUGAAAAAACAACAUGAUUUGGAAAUCAGAAAUGUCAGCGAAAGUUUUAUUAACAUGGAUUCUAGAUUAAACAAUGCGGAAAAGACAUAUGCUGAGUGUAAAAAAGAUAUAAAUCACGCGCGUUCUUACUUCAACGACGGUUUAAUGCAUUUAAAUGAGUCAUUCACGAACCGUUCAUUGAAUACAUUACAGGAAAUAUCUCGGAUAACAUCAGAUACUGCCAAACUAAAAACGUCGUAUGAAAUAUUGAAGAACAUAACUGGUAAUUUAAUUCCUAAAUCCUGUGACAGUGUAGUUAAGAGUGGUGAAUAUACAAUAUAUCCCGAUGCGUUUCCACAGGGCGUGAAAGUUUAUUGUUAUGUGGACUCCACGAACAAGGGAUGGAUAGUUAUACAGAGGAGGAAAGAUGGGUCUGUAGAUUUCAAUCGCACUUGGGCAGAUUACAAAGCUGGCUUCGGUGACUUAAGUGGUGAAUUCUGGCUAGGCAAUGACCAUGUCUACCAGCUGACUAAGGACACACCGAGACAGCUGAGGAUUGAUAUGGAGAUGUUCAAUGGAACGAAGCGAUAUGCGCUGUAUUCUGAGUUCAAAAUAUCAUCAGAGUCUGAGAAGUAUAAGCUCCAUCUGUCCGGAUACACUGGGGACGCAGGAGACUGUUUAUUAAUGAGUAAUGGUAUUCACAACGGUCGGUCGUUUUCAACUUUCGAUAGAGAUAAUGACCGAUGGGAUGACGGUUGUUGUGCAUGCCGUUGGGUGGGAGGUUGGUGGUUUGAUGCCUGUUUCAGCGUAUAUCUUAACGGUAAAUACUUCAAGGAAAAAGAUUACGUGCCUAAUUCGGAAGGAAUUCACUGGUCCACGAUCACUGGGUGGUACACAUCUUUAAAAUUUGUGCAAAUGAGCAUGCGCUAA